GCAGAAAGGUCAUCUUACGUUGCUCACGGCGAUCGAUUGGAACUAAACUAGUAUACCGACCAGUCAUAUAUCAAAUGGAGGGUCAAACACUUUCCGUGAACACGAGGAGCUUCGUUGUUAGCUUUUUCUCUGCUGUAAAAAGUCUCUUUCUUCGGGCCUGCACUGUUGUCUAGAAGCGAAAUUUAUCUUCAUGGAUGAUAGUCCUGGGAAGAUAAAGUUUAUUCCCGAUCACUUUAACGGUUCAGCAUCCAUUUCGGACUCUCCUCAAAACAGAACACCAUCUAGUUUAGACUCUCCUCAAAACAGAACACCAUCUAUUUCACAACUGAGAAGUGAUAAUUCUUUGAGGUCAUAUAGCCUUUUGUGGACUUGCAGAAAAUUGAGAAGUGCGGCACAUAUGCUGAAAUUAUUUAGUCUACGGGGGCUCCCUUGGAGCUCUGGUGCGGAUGGCCAGGAAAAGGUGGUGCUAACUGCUGCAGAAGUUGAAUCACUUAGAUCUGAGAUUGCUGAUUUAGAAGAGAGGGAAGCCCACUUAAAAGCUCAGUUAGAAAAUGUCGAUGAAAUUUUGCGGUCUGCCCGUCUCUCUGGCUAUUUGGACAUAAGAACUAGGUGGGCAGCACUACCAGGAGAACCUCCUCCCCUUGAUGACACUGAAGUUGAUGAUUGGCUUCCUCGAUUUAUUGUCCUGCAAGGGCCAUGUAUAUUUUUCUAUCUCAUUUCCACAGAUCUGAGUCCUCAGGAUUCCACCCUAUUAUCUGAUAUCACUGAAGUACGUCCCUUGCCAAGCUUUAUAAGAGAAGAUGAAGGAACUCGAUAUGCAUUCUAUAUCUUAACUCGUCAUGGAUUGAGAUACGAGUGCUCAAGUGCUUCUAAGAUUCAGGUGGAUUGCUGGUUGUCAGCAUUACAAAAUGACUGCAAAUUGGGAUCUGAUACAACAGCUUCCGGUGGAACAUGAUAUGUAUAUUUUCUUUAAUUUUACAAAUUAUAAGUUGUAUAUAGGUUGUAAUUUAGGAUUUAUAUGAAGAAUUUGUUAGUACAAAGUUUGACUAUGGUGUAGUGAAAUUCAUUCAUUAUAUCUCUUUGUAAAUGAAGUAGCAUCCAAUUCAGUAACAAACAACAUUAUUUCAGAAAUUCUAUACACAUCUUCCGAAAUAAAAUUGAUUCUACUUCUCACCAGCCUUAAAA
Messenger RNA from Ziziphus jujuba (common jujube), 1185 nucleotides. RefSeq lists its product as uncharacterized. The transcript is spliced from 8 exons. Lineage: Eukaryota; Viridiplantae; Streptophyta; Magnoliopsida; Rosales; Rhamnaceae. The record is from RefSeq and is a predicted model, not a curated record. The coding region runs from base 191 to 955 and encodes 254 amino acids.